This is a messenger RNA of Impatiens glandulifera, 2360 nucleotides long. Its product is annotated as MACPF domain-containing protein At4g24290-like. Gene Ontology annotation, biological process: plant-type hypersensitive response; regulation of salicylic acid mediated signaling pathway. Gene Ontology annotation, cellular component: plasma membrane. The record is from RefSeq and is a predicted model, not a curated record. NCBI's taxonomy places the organism in Eukaryota, Viridiplantae, Streptophyta, Magnoliopsida, Ericales, Balsaminaceae. The transcript is spliced from 7 exons. The coding region runs from base 328 to 2157 and encodes 609 amino acids.
AUGUUUUGUUGAUGUUUGAGGGAGGAAGAAGAAGAAGAAGAUAUGUAUCUUCCUUUCUUCAAUUACUCUUUCACCAGUCCACCACCGAAAAAGCAGAGGAUCAAGAAAUGUGUUUAGUCAAAUCUCUUCUAUUUCAAGUUAACAAUAAUAAUAUUAAAGUCUUCUUACAUCCGCGUUGAACUAGAUAGAUGCGACCUUCCUUUCCUUUCCUUUCCUUUCCUUUCAAAACCACUGACUGUACCAUUGCUUCUUCUUCUUCUUCCCAUCCUGACCCGCUACUUAAUCCGACUUGAGAGUUAGUUCUGUCUUUGUCUCUGGGCCGAUCGGAUGGAAAACUCAAUUCACGUGGCAGCUAUAGAGGCGCUUGGAUAUGGGUUUGAUCUCACCUCUGACUUCCGUCUCAAGUUCGCUAAGAGUUGCCCUCACGGUGGGAGGUUAGUGGAGCUAGAUGAAACCACUAACAAACGGGACAUUGUCAUUCCAGGCUCUGCCCUCUCUAUUCCUGACGUACCAGAGGCUAUAGGUUGUGAUAAAGGAGACCGGGUCCGCUUUAAGUCAGAUGUUCUUGAGUUUAAUCAGAUGUCUAGGUUAUUUAACCAGAAAUCUUCUCUACAAGGUAAAGUCCCAUCUGGGUACCUCAAUUCUCUGUUUGAUCUCACUGGUUCCUGGCUCAACGACAGAGAAGACACCAAGUUUCUUGCUUUCGAUGGUUACUUUAUAUCUCUCUGCUAUUUACAUCUCAAAGAAUCUCCACUUAUACUCAGAGAGAAUGUUAAGAAAGCAGUUCCAUCUUAUUGGGAUCCAUUAUCAUUAUCCAGAUUCAUCGAGACAUAUGGAACACACAUAAUUGUGGGAAUGACUGUUGGAGGUCAAGAUUUAGUUUGUGUUAAGCAGAGAGCAAGUUCAUCAAUCCCACCUAGUGAACUAAGAGGUUAUUUGGAGGAUAUUGGAGAUUGUUUAUUUUCAGAUGGAGAAAACCCUUCUUUACUAGAUAUAAGAUCAAGAGAUGGGAGGCACAAGGUUCCUGAAGUGGUGAAACGGGUGUUGCAGCCCCAGUCGAUGCGAUUUAGUAAUGUUACUGAAACUUCAAGCAAGGAUGGACUCACUAUUAUUUGUUCGAGAAGGGGAGGGAAUGUGUUGUCAAAGAGCCACUCCGCGUGGCUUCAGACAGUUUCAGGUAAUCCAGAGGCGAUUUGCUUUAAAUUUGUUCCCAUUACUUCUCUUCUAACCGGGAUCCCAGGAAGUGGCUAUCUCAGUCAUGCCAUCAACUUAUAUCUACGUUAUAAGCCAAGCCGAGAAGAUUUGCAGUGCUUUUUGGAAUUCCAGGUUCCUCAGCAAUGGGCACCGACGUUCUGUGAGCUCCCUCUUAGACACGAAAGAAGGAAUACAACCCGUGCCUCUCUACAAUUUAGUUUCAUGGGUCCCAAGAUUCUUGUCAGCUCUAGUCAGGUUUGCAGUGAGAAGAAACCGGUUUUAGGAUUGCGGUUGUUUCUAGAAGGGAAAAAAAGCAAUGGGUUGGGGAUACACUUACAGCAUCUAUCUAGCAUGCCAAAUAUAAUGACUUGCCGAUCAUCAUUCGAUCCAUCAUCAACAACCCGUAAACCAUGUCAAUGGCGAGGCUCCAACGACUACGAGUCGAGUCCAAAGUUUCUGGAACCAGUUAAUUGGAAGAGAUACUCUAAGGUAUGCUCCACUGUAGUGAAACACGACCCGAAAUGGAUUCAAGAGACUAGCGGGGUUUUUAUAGUGACCGGCGCCCAACUCGUUUGCAGUAAAUCUAUACUGCACCUCCGGCUGCUAUUCACACACAUCCCCAACUGUUCUAUUAGGAAAACUGAAUGGGUCAGUGCACCUCCAGCAGAUUCUCGCAAAGCCAACAUUCUAUCGAAUCUCAGCACCACUUUCACGUUUUUGACUGCUAAUAUUACAGAUGCUCCUCCAAAACAGCAUAAAUUAGAAUCUCUAAAUUCUGGUGUAUACUCUUCAGGUCCUCCUGUACCUGUCCGUUCUAAGAAGUUUCUAAAGUAUGUUGAGACAGCCGAAGUGGUUCGAGGCCCACAUGACACACCAGGGCAUUGGCUAGUGACGGCUGCUAAACUGGUUUCUGAGAAUGGUAAAAUCGGAUUGCAUGUGAAGUUUGCUUUACUGGAAUAUUGAGCCAGUUUAUCUCAUUUUCUUCUUGGUCAUGUUUGUUUUGGCCUAAAUAAAUGCAUAAAUAUAUAUAUGUAUAUUUUAUUUCCCUUGAGUUUGGUAAAAGCCAGAGUGCCAGCCAGACCAGGAUUUAUGUGUGUACAGAAAAAUAGCUAAAAGAAAUAAGUCCAUUUGGAAUUUUGCAUUUCAAAACACAGCUUGUUUGAUUG